AUGUGCUCAACACAUCAACAAAAAUCAUCAUCAUCUUCAUCAUGGAAACGUCCUGAAGCAGCAGCAGCAGAAACACAACUUCAUCUUUAUAACAGCUUUACCAAAAAGAAGGAACUUUUCGUACCGAUAAAUGGUAAUGAAAUACGAUGGUAUAGUUGUGGACCAACUGUAUAUGACACAUCUCACAUGGGUCAUGCUCGAUCGUACAUUUCAUUUGAUAUACUUCGACGUGUUAUGGCUGAUUAUUUUGGUUAUGAUAUUUUGUAUUGUAUGAACAUAACUGAUAUUGACGAUAAAAUCAUUAAACGAGCUCGUGAAAGAUAUCUUAUUAAGAAAUAUAAAGAUGAUAGUACAAUUCCAAUUGAAAAAGUACUCGAAGAUUGUCAGCUCGCACUUAAACAUGUCAAAGAUGUACGGUCACGUGAAACAGACAAAGACAAACAAGCUAUGUAUGAUAAACAAAUAUCUACCGUAGAGAAUUCACUUCAAAAUAUUGCUGCUGUAACUGAUGUAGAAGCUAAAAGAAAAAUAUUGUAUGCUGAUUGCCAUGAUAUACUUUCAUCAUAUUUGGAUUUUAGCUAUUCUCAUUCAACAAAUCCAUUGGACAAUGAAGUUUUUCUUGAAUUAGCUCGUCAUUAUGAAUCAGAAUUUCAUUCGGAUAUGUCACGCUUAAAUAUUUUACCUCCAGAUAUUUUAACACGUGUAAGUGAAUAUGUACCUGAGAUAAUAACAUUUAUUCAGAAGAUAAUUGAAAACGGUUAUGCGUAUGAAUCGAAUUCAUCGGUUUAUUUUGAUACAAUUAAAUUUCAUAAACAACAUGCAUAUGCAAAAUUAGAACCUGACCGCAUGGGAGAUAUUGAUGCAUUAACUGAAGGAGAAGGAGCAUUAACAACAGCUUCAAAUACGAGCAAAGAAAAGAAGAAUGAAUGCGAUUUCGUUUUAUGGAAAAAAAGUAAAAUAGGUGAACCAGUUUGGCAAUCACCAUGGGGAUUUGGUCGACCAGGAUGGCACAUUGAAUGUAGUGUUAUGGCUAGUACUACCUUAGGUGCACAAUUUGAUAUUCAUACAGGUGGUAUCGACUUGAAAUUUCCUCAUCAUGACAAUGAAAUUGCUCAAUCUGAAGCUUUCUAUGAUAGUGAUUCAUGGGUAAAUUAUUUUCUACAUAGUGGUCAUUUAACAAUAUCCGGAUGUAAAAUGUCGAAAUCAUUAAAGAAUUUCGUUACCAUUCAACAAGCACUCGAAAAAUAUACAUCAAGACAAAUACGUUUAUUAUUUCUAUUACAUUCGUGGUCAUCAACAUUAGACUACAGUGAUUCUGGCAUGGAAAAAACUUUAAGUUAUGAAAAAUUACUUAGUGAAUUUUUCUUGAAUAUCAAAACACACCUACGUUCAAUGAAACAAUUAAAUCAUUCGAGCGCUUAUACCAAAUAUGAUGAAUAUGAUUUACAAUUAAAUGAACGUUUUUCGGCAAUUAAAAAACAAGUACAUUUGGCUUUAUGUGAUUCCAUCGAUACACCAACUGUAAUGGAAAAUAUACGUCAAUUAAUAACAACAACAAAUAUUUAUAUGAACCGCACAAAUGCAACUGUUAAUCGCCUCCUGUUACGCAAUAUUGCUGCUUAUAUAACAGGUUUAAUUGAUAUUUUUGGUUUGAAUUCUUCUGUACCAUCAACCGACGACAUCGGAUUUACUCGAUCAACUGAACAACAAGCAUCCGCUGUUAAUGUCGAAGAUAUUGCUAUGCCAUAUGUAGAACAAUUUGCACUAUUUCGAGAUGCUGUGCGUACACAAGCCAUUGAAGUUAAAAACAAAGAAAUUCUGGCAUUAUGUGAUCAUGUAAGGAACGAAGUUUUACCGGAAUUAGGCGUGCGACUCGAGGAUAGAACUGGCACGAAUAAAGCGACAAUCAAGUUUUGCGAUCCUGAAGUGCUAAGACGCGAACGUGAACAAGCAUUGCUUGUUGAAAAAAGCAAACAAGAAGAAAAAGAGCGUCGAAAAUUAGAACAACAAUUGGCUAAAGAAGCGAAAGAAGCAAAGAAAAAAACUAGUAAAGAAAAAAAAAAUACUAAUUCGAAAGAUUCAUCACAACCAGUUACUGUUGAAACUGUUACUGAGGGAGCAACUGCCAUGACUAUUGAUAAUUCUGAAGGCAUAAAUUGA
Rotaria socialis is the source of this 2160-nucleotide messenger RNA. The record is from the annotation of a GenBank genome assembly. Lineage: Eukaryota; Metazoa; Rotifera; Eurotatoria; Philodinida; Philodinidae.